Messenger RNA from Penicillium samsonianum, 2382 nucleotides. RefSeq lists its product as uncharacterized. The transcript is spliced from 2 exons. NCBI's taxonomy places the organism in Eukaryota, Fungi, Ascomycota, Eurotiomycetes, Eurotiales, Aspergillaceae. Bases 1 to 2382 code for a protein of 793 amino acids. The record is from RefSeq and is a predicted model, not a curated record.
AUGUCUGGGCUCGAGGUUCUUGGGGUGGUUGCCAGCAUACUCCAGAUUGCGGACCUUGGUGCCAAAUUAUCAGUCAAGCUCUGUACAUUUUACCGGACUGUCAAGGUCGCAAACCAAUCUAUGCAAGAACUUUCCUGCGACGUGUCACUCACCUGCAGCAUUCUGAACGAGCUCGCCAAAACGCUCGAGCAGGACGACCAGGCGAAGCUUUGUUCGGAGCAGGCCUUUCGCAUUGCACAAGAAGUCUUGAAGGAAUGUAAAGCAGUCUUCCAACAAAUUGAAAACGGUAUCGAAAAACAUACUCAAGAUGGUGAAAAAAGUCGCUUUGCUCGUGGGGCCCGGAAAGUAACCAUUGCACUCCUCGGGCCGAACUUCGAUGUAUUCAAGAGCAAUUUGGAGAGACUCAAGUCGACCACUUUGCUGAUGUUGCAUGUUAUCAUGUACGCGGGGGAGCUUCGCAAGAGGAAAGUAAAAACCACUCUGACUGACCAAAGAAAUCUGAUUCAAACACUUCUCGAAGAGAAAAAAGCGAACAAUGCCAAAUUCAAUCAGCUCAGCUCUAUCCAAGCAUUCAGUGUUUAUAAUGGUGAUGGGUCUCGUCAGGAGUCAUCCAGAAGCUUGACUGACAAACAGCCGCCCCUUCUUUCAGUGGAGCUAAGAGAGUAUCACACUCUCGUUCAGAGGCUAUUCUAUGAGAUCGACGCAUGCCAACAUAGCCUGGAACAGAACCGACAUCUCAGAAUCCGGAAUGGUCUUGUGAAUGUACAUUCAGCGGAAGCUGUUCUAUUCCAACAUACUCAUGGUCAUGCUUCGACCCAGAUAUUUGAUGACCCGUUCUUCAAAUUUAGGGACGCGUAUUCCCCGGAUGCCGUCACCAAUCAAAGACAAUCAAUACCUAUUCGUAAAGGCCAAAAUGCUUAUUCCAGACAUCGUGAAUCAGAUUAUGUCUUUCGCCGUUAUGAGGACGAAGAGGACCCGUACCAUCGCCACCAUCGAGUCCACGAGUACGACUACAUUUCACCGCGUAAGCUGGACCUUGAUAGUUCCAUCUCUCAGGCUGGUAGUCGUGGCGGCAAUCGGGACCAGGAUUACAGCAGCGAUGAUAGUAUGGUCUACAUCCGGAAGGAUACCCGCGAUUAUGAUGACCAACCUCACCAUCGUCGACACCUGGCAGAGGGUGCAUUGGUGGGUGCUAGCGCGGCUGAAUUGUUCCGCAGCCACAGCAAAAAGGAUGGCGAAUUCAGCCAUAGCGCCAGCCGUAUUGGUAAAACUGUUGGUGCCGGUGCUCUUGGUGUAGUCGCUGUGAAUGCUGCAUCACAUGCUCGCGACUACUACCGCCGUAGCAAGAGCCGCCACCGUUCUCAUUCCUUUGAAGAUGACCGUUCUUCUCAUCGCUACAGCAGACAUGGCCGGAGACGUCACAGCCGCAGCCGUAGCCGCUCUCUCUCGCACUCGCGUGCGAAGACUCUCCUCGAGCUGGGUGUCGGCGCCGCGGCCGUGGCUGCUGGCGUGGCUGCAUUGCGCAGCAAGUCAAAGGCUGGAGAUCGCCAGAGCCGGUCUCGCAGUCGCGCUCGUUCUCGUGAUUUUAGCCGGGGUCGCUCGGGGAGGAAUGGAGAGAAGGAUGACUCGGCUCGCAGCAUGUCUGAGCGUCGCAAGCACAUGGCUGGCGCUGGAUUGACCCUUGCGGCUGUUACUGACCUGGUUAAAGAGGUCCGCAGCCACUCACGUUCUCGUUCUCGUGAACGGUCUCCCUCCAAAAGUCGAUUCAGACAGGCUCUUCCAAUCGUGGGUGCCGGACUUCCCACUGCUGCUGCCGUCGGCCUACCCCGCCCACGCAUGAGCGCUCAAUUCCAGUCUUUACAGUCUUUACUGAGUCGCGACAUGGACAGCAUCCCCGCUGAGCACUACUACGGGCAGCCCGUCAGCCCCGACGCGCCCUAUGACGCACCAAAAAUCUACGGCAGACACUCCCAGCACAAAGACCGCAAGAAGUCUGAGGAGCGCAUAUGGUCCAGUGAAAAUGAGAGAAAAGAAAAAGUGAGCCGUAAGCGGUUCCGAUCUUGUUCUGAUAAUGAUGAUGCGUCCCGAGGUCGCUCUCGCACUCGCUUCAAUGAAAAUUUGCUCGGACAUGCUGUGUCUGAUACAGGGAAGACCUCAGGACGAGAUGGACAACCGGAAGAGGGCUCGAGUCAUAAGUGUCGCCGAAUGAAGUCUCCUAACCGUGAAUUGAGAACAAGCGCAGAACAUGACAAGGCCAACUUCGAUGCCACCCUGGCACCCCGGUCUGCAAAGAAAGACCCAUCACUGCCAAUAGAGGAGACGUUGGAAAGCUUAGUUUUACAAUGGACGAAUUUGACACGAGAAGAGAUGCAGAUUGAAUAG